Messenger RNA from Athalia rosae (coleseed sawfly), 2574 nucleotides. Its product is annotated as mitochondrial potassium channel ATP-binding subunit. Lineage: Eukaryota; Metazoa; Arthropoda; Insecta; Hymenoptera; Athaliidae. The coding region runs from base 248 to 2371 and encodes 707 amino acids. The transcript has 10 exons. The record is from RefSeq and is a predicted model, not a curated record. Gene Ontology annotation, cellular component: membrane. Gene Ontology annotation, biological process: transmembrane transport. Gene Ontology annotation, molecular function: ATP binding; ATP hydrolysis activity; ABC-type oligopeptide transporter activity.
CAAGAAUCUAUCGGGGCACAAUUUCAGAAGACGCGUGCAUGCCCUUGUCAGAUGUCACAUUACAAUAAUUUAGUCGGGAGUUAAUGUGUUUCUUUACUGUAUGAUAAUUGCGGUGGUAAAAUUAGAAUAAUCAUUCACGAUGACUUGGGUGCUCUCUCAUAUAUGAUGUGGUGAUUAGAUUCGAUGGAAAUAUUGAUUUAUUUCUAUUAUCUUUGGUUGAUUGAGGUAUAAAUGAUAAAAGUGAAACAUGUCGAUAUUACGAAUUGCCAUGCUCUUGAAGCCCCAUUUUCAUCAUUCGGGAGCAUCAAGUAAUCAUUGGAUGAGAUGUUGCUUUGAGAAGAAAAUACAUUUUUUGAAGACAGUGAAGGGAAAGUUCAAUACGUACCUUCACAAACAACCUAAUACAAAAUCUGGACUGCAGCGUCAGCCUCAAGGCGCACUGCUAGGAUUUGGCGGACUUGGAAUAGCGACGGCUUGUUUUCUGAGGUUGCAAGCAAGUACAGUAGCAUGCGAGAAUAAUAGAACUGUUGGUGCAAUCAAAAUUAUAGAAAAUGAGUCUCAUUUUCCAUGGACCAAAUUUUUUCAGUAUCUAUAUCCCCACAUUUGGUACUUCUUAUUAGCACUAACUAGCGCCCUCAUGGUUGCUGUACUGAAUAUUUGGAUACCCCAAUGUACAGGUGGGGUGAUAAAUGUAGUAGCAAAAUUUGCUGGAAAUAAAAAUGGCUCUUUAGAAAAUGGCAGCAAUUCUGCAUUCACAAUAGCUGAAAAUCUGGCGAGUCCUGCCUACCGUUUGGCACGCAUGUAUGUAGCCCAAGCACUGUUCACUUUUGUAUAUAUCUAUACGCUUUCUGGCAUUGGAGAAAAAAUAGCCAUGAAGCUUCGACAGGAUUUAUUUAAGUCAAUAAUCAUGCAGGACAUGGCCUUUUUUGAUCGCCACCGAACUGGUGAAAUAGUUAGUCGUUUGACUACAGACAUACAAGAUUUUAAGAGCUCCUUCAAAAUGUGUAUAUCCCAAGGGCUGAGAAGUAUCACUCAAAUUGUAGGCUGUGUCAUAUCUAUCACAAUGAUUUCACCUCAACUUACUGGAAUUAUGGUGCUGUGUGUUCCGACUGUUAUACUUGUUGGUGCUCUGCUAGGCUCAAGUUUGAGGAAAUUAUCCAGAAAUGCUCAAAAUCAAACAUCAAAGUCAAUUGCAGUUUCCGAAGAGGCAUUGAGUAACAUUAGAACAGUACGGGCUUUUGCUGCUGAAGAAAGAGAAAUAGAGAUGUUUUCUAAAGAAGUUGCUCUAGCAGCGACAAUGCAAGAGCAUCUAGGCUUUGGUAUCGGCCUUUUCCAGGCAGGGACCAACUUAUUUCUGAAUGGAAUUGUUCUGGGUACGCUUUACCUUGGUGGUCAUUUGAUGUCAAUUGGCCAGUUGACUCCUGGAGAUUUAAUAGCGUUUCUCUUGGCAACCCAGACAAUUCAAAGAUCCUUAACUCAGCUCUCUCUACUGUUCGGUAGCUAUGUCAAUGGAAUUAGCGCAGGUGGAAGAGUUUUCGAAUUCCUUAAUCUACCUCCGUCCCCAAUGAUGGUUGGAGGUGAAGUCAUUACAGACAGAUGCUUCAGGGGUAACAUUGAAUUCAAAAAUGUCACAUUUGAAUAUCCCACACGGCCAAAUAAGUCUGUUCUGAAGAAUUUCAAUCUCAAAAUUCCUGCUGGUAAGACAGUAGCUAUUGUUGGCUCGAGUGGAAAUGGAAAAACCACAGUGGCUGCUUUGCUAGAAAGGUUGUACGACGUCGAUGAGGGAUCGAUUGAAAUCGAUGGUACGGAUAUCAGAUCCCUGAAUUCCAGCUACCUUAGAGGUGGAGUAUUGGGGUAUAUUAAUCAGGAGCCUAUACUAUUUGCAACAACGAUUAUGGAAAAUAUUCGAUAUGGAAUGCAUGGCGCUACAGACUUGGAGGUGAUUGCGGCUGCAAGAGAAGCUAAUGCAGAUCAAUUUAUUCGUAAUUUUCCUGACGGAUACAACACUCUUGUCGGCGAAAGAGGUACACAAUUAUCAGGUGGUCAGAAACAGCGAGUAGCAAUCGCGAGAGCGCUGCUCAAAAAUCCCUCUAUUCUCAUUCUGGAUGAAGCUACAAGUGCCUUGGACUAUGAAAGUGAAAGAAUUGUUCAAAGAGCACUAGAGUCAGCAGCUAAGGGUAGAACUGUCCUUGUGAUCGCUCAUAGGUUGAGCACAGUAAAAAACGCGGAUAUUAUUGUAGUUCUACAGAAUGGCGUCAUUAUUGAGAUGGGUAAACACGAAGAAUUGACGGCAAAGAAAGGAGCCUAUUACCACCUUGUAAGUCAGCAAGAGAAACAGCAAGAAAAAGAAAGCGAACGUCAACACGGAUGAGUGUGAUGAAACAUCAUUAGAAUGGAAGGUAUUUGCAAGUAUGCUAAGUUCAUCUGUGUGUGGUUGAGGUGGUUACAAACAUCUACGAUGUCGCCUUUCAUAGCAUUCAGAAACCUUUAGGUAAGAAACGUGUACAGAUAUCAAGACCAAUAUAACAUAUUAUAGUGAAUGAUUUGCAAUAAAUUGUAAUAUCAGAACCAUAA